Pangasianodon hypophthalmus (striped catfish) is the source of this 3369-nucleotide messenger RNA. RefSeq names its product pregnancy up-regulated nonubiquitous CaM kinase (gene pnck). The transcript is spliced from 12 exons. Gene Ontology annotation, cellular component: intracellular anatomical structure. Bases 559 to 1563 code for a protein of 334 amino acids. The record is from RefSeq and is a predicted model, not a curated record. Gene Ontology annotation, biological process: peptidyl-serine phosphorylation. Lineage: Eukaryota; Metazoa; Chordata; Actinopteri; Siluriformes; Pangasiidae. Gene Ontology annotation, molecular function: calcium/calmodulin-dependent protein kinase activity; calmodulin binding; ATP binding.
UUUUUCUUUGUUCCUUUGAUUUUCACUUUUGUAAUCUCUUCUUUCUUUCUUUCUUUCUUUCUUUGGUCAUUUGUUCUUGUCUCCUUUUUUUUCUUUGUUUUUUUUUAAACUUCUUGUUGUGAUUUUAUAUAUGUUCUAUCCCUACUCCAGUCUUUCUUUCUUUCUCUUUCUUUUUUCAUCUGUUUAUCUCUCUCUCAUACAAACACAUAUGUUCAUUUGUUCUUUCUUUACUUUUGUUUUUAUAUUCUUUUUAUAUUCUUUGCUUUUCUUUCUUUCUUUUCCUUCCUUCCUUCCUUCCUUCCUUCACACCCACCAGAAUCUCUCUCUCUCUCUCUCUCACUCACUCUCUCAUACACACUUUACUCUCAUUCUCUCUCCUCUUUUCUUAACUGUGUGGGUGGCCAAGGUCGUCUGUGUGAAAUGAAUGUGAUUUUUGAUUAAAGAGCUCUGCGCAGUUGGAUAUUGGUGACGUGGCCACAUAAAAAAACUUUUUACUUCACAGUUACCAGGCGGCACACAUCAGCAGUUCAGUGGCAGCCAUCAGCAGACAAAGUGAACAUGCCUCUAAUGAGAGAGUCGCACAAGAAGGUAGACGACAUCCACGCUGUAUAUGAGCUGAAGGAGAAACUGGGAGAAGGCUCAUUCUCUGAGGUGAGAGUGGCUCAACACCGCCGCACGCACAAGCUUGUAGCGGUCAAGUGCAUCCGCAAAAAGGCCCUGAAGGGUAAAGAGUCCAUGCUGGAGAAUGAGAUCACUGUAUUACGCCGAGUCAAGCAUGAAAAUAUCAUUUCUCUAGAGGAGACGUUUGAGACGCCUACAAAACUGUAUUUGGUAAUGACACUGGUGACUGGAGGUGAGCUGCUGGACCGAAUUCUGGAGCGAGGCAGCUACACGGAGAAGGAUGCCAGCCACGUCAUCCUGCAAGUCCUGGAAGCCGUCAAGUACCUCCAUCAGCUGGACAUUGUGCACAGGGACCUAAAACCAGAGAACCUGCUAUAUGAAACUCCGUUACAAGAUUCCAAGAUUGUCCUUAGCGACUUUGGGCUGUCUAAAAUAGCAGAGCAGGGCGUCUUGUCCACUGCUUGUGGAACCCCUGCUUAUGUAGCUCCUGAGCUUCUACAAGAGAAGACAUAUGGUAAAGAAGUAGACUUGUGGGCAAUGGGAGUGAUUUCAUUUAUUAUGCUGUGUGGUUAUCCUCCUUUCUACGAUGAUAAUGACACUGAACUCUACAAACAGAUCAUAAAGGCAGAGUUUGAGUUCGACUCACCGUAUUGGGAUGACAUCUCACAUUCAGCCAAAGACUUCAUCAUCCACUUACUGCAGAAAAAUCCGAAGAGGAGGUUCAAUUGUGAGCAGGCCUUGCAGCAUCCUUGGAUUUCAGGUGGCGCAGCUCUGGAAAAAAACAUACAUGGCUCUGUCUCCGAGCAAAUCCAGAAGAACUUUGCAAAGAGCCAAUGGAAGAGAGCGUUUAAUGCCACCAUGGUGGUGCAUCACCUCAGGAAGAAGGCCCACGUGAGUGAGGAGGAAGAACGAGACACAUCCACAGGAACAGAGACCUCAUGAAAUCCAACUGGCAGAGGACCAGACGUCUACAUACGCAUAUGUCUGAGUGAGCAUUUGUCAAAGCAGACCCUGCGCUCUGAACUGCUGAUGUCGGCUCUAUGUGCUGCUUUGCCUAGUACGAACCAGCGUGACUUGUACGGGUGCCAGAUGGAAGUACAUUAGAGCCUCUUUCGAGCCUAGUCGUCACUGCUACACAAUCACUGUAAGGGAAUCGUUAGAAAACCACAGGUACGCUUAAUGCCAUGUUGUGAAACGUUAUGUAUAAAAAGCAUGCUGCUACUUGUGUUACUGUACAUUAUUAGUGAGGUAAUGUUGCUAGCUGUGGCUAAAUUGGUAGAUAUUACAUCUGUUCCAUGCACCUGAGGGUAAAUAUGAUGAAAGAACAUUGCAUAUUAAAUAAUAUAUUACACUUUAUUUGAAGGGUCGGGGCCUUCAGAACACAUUCAUAAGCCUUGCAUAAAACUUUUAUAAAGCAGUGCUGGAGGAUUUAUGAAAGGCUCACGUCAUGAGGUGAAUCUUCAUGAUUGUUGCUGCACAAUUUUUAAUCUUGUAUCCUAAUCCUGAUCUUGCUAGUUUGUUUUUAUGGACAGCACAUUACUGAAGCUUUGAGACAACAUCUGCUAAGUUUCCUUUUCAUUCCCAUUACUUUAGCCCACAUAUGAGCUUUUAAGGAAAAAAAAAAAGUUGUAUUGGUGCUUAUGGUGCUUCAUAAUAGUUUUAAAUGAACCACCUUUACAGUUUAUUAACCACAGACAUAACAUAGCCUGGGACCACUUUUUGAGAUUUGUCCCUAAGUUUUGAAAUUAUAGUCCAUUUAAUUCUUUUAUGCAAUGGCUAGUGGCAGAAAAUAAAACAAACUCUAAAUUAACAAAUAACCUUGCUUUAACCUUACCAAAUGGCUCAUAUAUUUGAGGAGGCACUCAAAGAGACGACUCGUUUGUGAAUAGCACAUCACUAGUUUCUACCAGGUUUCCUUUCCUGCAUAUUAAAAAAAAUAUAUUUAUAUGGGAAAAGAAAUUGAGCUUCAGUUGGUACGUCAGUUUAAUCAACCAGCAGGAUUGCACUUUCUUUUUUAUCCUAUCAAGUUUAAUGAAGAAAGUAUGUAGGUGAUGUAAACCAUAUCAAUUGAUUUUUUUUCCUUCUCAUUUUAAAUUAGUUUAACCUUUUCUCCUAUCGCCACUCCUGUCUCCAGCACUUGCUCCUGUUUCAGUAGUAUUAAAUUCCAUGCUCCUACAUACAGCAGAUGCAGAACAUACACUUCCAAGAUCAUAUGAUAGCAGGUUGAUACUAUAUAAAAUAUGUCUCAAAGGUUCAUCAGUGUACCUUGGUAAAAGUCAAACUGAUAAUCUGAAAGACAAGGAUAAAAAAAUAGACCAUAACAAUAACUGACAUUUUUUACUCUUCUCUAGUUUUUACUCUUCUCUCCAUGACAUAAGAAGUUGAAUGUCACCUCAUAGGUUUUGACAUGAAGCAUCUAGCAUUGUUCUAUAAAUGAUUUCUGCAAUAAUUAUGAAUGUGUUAGGAAGGCCAAAUGUAGGCAUCCUUUAAAUAAUUCGUUACAUCAUAACACAACAUGUAUUGGUACAAACUUACAUUCGGUUUCUUUAACUAAAAGCAAUACUCAAAAUUAACAAAACUUUAACCAUAGAAUUAACAGUCCAUGUUUGUGGUGGUUAAUUGAGGCUGAAUGGGUUUACUGUACAUCCAGAAACAGUUUGAUUAAUUUAGUCGGAUAUCAAAUCUAUAUUUUAGGAUUCAGUUAAUUUAUGCUAAUUUACUGUGCAUGUACUUAUAUUUAUUAUUGGA